This is a messenger RNA of Loa loa (African eye worm), 273 nucleotides long. Its product is annotated as thoracic myosin heavy chain. The record is from RefSeq and is a predicted model, not a curated record. Gene Ontology annotation, cellular component: myosin complex. The transcript has a single exon. NCBI's taxonomy places the organism in Eukaryota, Metazoa, Nematoda, Chromadorea, Rhabditida, Onchocercidae. The annotation marks the transcript as partial.
GUACAAUUAGAAGAAGCAGAACAAGCAGCAUUAAAAGGUGGUAAAAAAGUAAUUGCUAAACUUGAACAACGUAUUCAUGAUCUCGAAGCUGAACUUGAUGGUGAACAACAUCGUUAUCAGGAAGCUAAUAAAAAUGUUGCUAAAUCUGAAAGGCGUGUACGCGAAUUACAAUUUCAAGUAGACGAGGAUAAGAAAAAUUACGAACGUUUGCAAGAUCUUGUUGAUAAACUUCAAAGCAAAAUUAAAACACAAAAGAAGCAAUUAGAAGAUGCG